AUGGUGCGCGUGCCCGGAUCUCUUGGGGACUCCGGAUUUCACCGUGAGUCCGUAGAAGAUGCGCAAGUGAAGAAAGAACCAGGGGAAGAGGCGUCGUUGGAUAUCGGAUCGACGAAGACGCUGCUGAACAAAGUGAGAUCCGCGGAUCGACAGAGUGCUCGGAGGACUUCUGUCGACGGAAUCGAGGGCGAUCUGGAGACAGAUCUAGCAGACAAACCUCAACAUCCUCCCCAGGUCCCUUCGGGGUCCCCGGUGGGUCUUGGCGGGAUCGGACCGAUACGCGUUCGCUACUCGCUGAUCAGGCUCGAUCCGGGCUACCUGGACGCGAUCGCGGACAAGGCCCAGAUCGUGAGCAAGAAGCUGAGAGCGCCAGGCUUGGACGACGAAGAUCCCAGACCGUCGGCGCUCGACUGGUCUGAGGCUACCUGGAUCCAAACGAUCUUUUCGAUCAAGAUCCAGACAGCGAUCCAGACAUUGGUCGACAAGUUGAGACCUUUGGUCGACAUGAUCGCGGAUAGUACGGACCCGAAGGUGCCAGAUCCAGUGUUGCCGGCUCCAGUGUCAUCGCCGCGAGUGGAGUCCACUGGGUACCGAUCGUCGUCACAUUAUGUCUCCGCAGCGGAACAUGUAUCGGAUACGUCGUCUGAACCCCAACGGAUGUCCCUCGGCCCUUCAGGAUCUGCGAUGUUGGACGCGCGAUCACGGAGUCAACGUCAGGAACUCAUGCGGUCAGGACCUCGGAAGCAGAAACCCAAGUCGACCCAUCGGACCACCAGUGCCACCGGAUCAGAUGAGUCGAAUGGCAGACUGGCGUCUUACUUUCAGGCUGCGAUGACUCGAUUUCUGAAGGAACAACAGGUCACGGUGGUAACACCUACUCCAGUGGUCGACGACAACGUUGGAUCGCGGGACGUGGAGAUUUCGGCCCCUGCUGCGGUGGCCACCGCUGCCUCGGGAUCCACUGGGUCCUCCUUGGACCAGUGUGUGCGAAUCUCCGCGAUGUCCGAUCUUAAGGAGUUCAGUGGCAAGGAUCAGGACGAAGACCGCGCCCGAUCGUGGAUCAGCAAGGUGAAAUCGGCGUUCCUGCGAGAUCAGGCUACGGACGAAGAGAAGUGCUUGACCUUCGCUGAUCUACUGACGGGCCCGGCGAAGAACUGGUACCGCCAGCUGGGCCGAUCGACGCGGAACAAGUGGAGCGAUCUACUCCGGAGUUUCCAUAUCCAGUAUUGUGGCGUGGGAGUAUCGGUCGCUUGGCAGUAUUAUCAUUCUCGCAAGAGAUCAGAGGAAUCGCCGUUGGAGUACCUCUAUCGACUGAAUGUGGCGGCUCUGCAUGCAAGAUUGAAGAUCAAGGACGGAGAUUCCAAGGCCCGCCGAGAACAUGGCGAACACUUUAUCGAGACGCUGGGCGAUCCGGAACUGGCCGAUCAGCUCACCCUACUCCGGCUUGCGGACGCGGAAGAUCUGGAGGAAGUCCUGCGCGCUCGAAAGCGCGCGAAGAGUAGACAGAAGCGAUCCGCCUUUGGAUCGAAGUAUCGUCAGAAAGUUCCGACCUCAGCACCAGCUGCUGCAACCAAGCGGGCAGUGCGUGCGGUUCAGAUUGCGAGCCAGGAGUCUGGGUCGGACACAGGAUCGGAAGGGUCAGACUCGGAGGGUGAUCUACGUCGCGUUUACCCAGCGUCGGCCGAUGACAAGUCUCGCAACGCAGGGUGCGACUCGACGAAGCCGGAUCGAGGCAACCAAGCGCAGAUCAACCAUGACGCACCUCGAUCGGAUCCACGAUCGCGAUCUUCACCUGACGGAUCGGAGCGAUCAAACCGCUGCUCACACUGUGGAUCGCGGAAACACACCGAUCUCGAUUGCUGGAGACGUUUCGCGUGCGAGAAGUGUGGCAAGCGAGGUCAUCCAGCGAAUCGUUGCCUGUUCGUGUGCCGUGGAUGUGGUGAACUGCACGAGAUGGGCAAGUGUCCGAUGGAGGAAUUCUACAACCAAAUCCGUCAAUGGUUCAACCCGGCGAAGCACGCUGGCAUGCUGCCCGCGAUCGCCGAGAAGAUGUUAAACUAUGACGCUCCCCGGGUUGGAAUCCGACCGGAGGAAUGGUUCGAGCCAGCUGGUGGAGAAGUGACGACCGAGAUCUCGGAGCAUGAUCGCGAUCGAAGUCUGCCUCGCGUCAGCGAACACCGCAGAUCGGGCGAUGUGGCCAAGAUCACUGGCAAGAUCAACAAUGCGAAGUCGAUCUUACUCUUAGACACCGGCGCUGAGGUGUCCAUCGUGGACACCGCCUUUGCUCAAGGAAGGACCAGGAUCAAGGUUACGCUGGUGGGAUCGCUGGUGUAUUUCUUCAAUAUCUGGGUUGGCGAUCUAUCAGGACAUGAGGCGAUCCUGGGUAUGGAUUUUAUGGUUCCAGCGGGGAUCCGCCUCGAUCUUGCGGACGGCUCUAUCUGUCUCCCCGACGAAGUCAAGAUCCUGCUUAGCGGACGGCGUCAGCUGUACAACGACAAUGUCAGACACGUGUGUGUAGAUCAGGGAAUGCAGAUCGCGAUCGGGGAUUCGAUUGAGCUUCCGCUACGAAUGAAAGUUACCAACGUCAGCGACAAAGACCUCGUCUUGCAUCGGAAUGAACGGAUCGGGAUGUGGCUGGCUGGAGAUCGGAUACCCCGGAUCCCAGGAUAUGUGUCGAUCGGAUCUCGUCGAUACAUGGAAUGGCAGAAUCUAGCCUUUCAAGCCACGACAUAUGACCGGCCGACGAACCAGGAGGCGCCAACGGGACCUCCGGUACCUGCCGUCGAGCGACCGAUUUAUCCAGCGCCCCGAGCCAUUCUCCAGAGACGCCAGGUAUCCCCGAUCGUCGAUCAGUCGACGGGUCCACCCGAUCCAACAAGCGAACCGGAGGCAAUGAGCCCUGAUCCGGGGGCGGCAGUCGUUGAUACUCUUAGAUCAGGGGGCAGACCGUGGCAGGACGAUGAUCGCGUGACAGAGGAGUCGGGGUCGUCUGCUUCAACUGUCCUCGUCGGAGAUCCACCAGACCCACGGUCGGAUCCUGUUGAGUCGGUGUGGGAACCUUCCGGAUCGGAGGAGGAAUGCUCUCCAAAGCGGAAACAGGCGGAGCCGGACUUCCAGCCUUCGCCGAUCACGGAUCAAGCGUGUGCACCGGUAGAUGACGCGAAGCCGCAAGAGGAUCGUGUUGGCGAUCCAGAUGGGAAGCCAGAUCAUGUGGAUUCCGGUGGUAAAGCCGCCGAGAAGGGCGAAAUUGUGUCCCCUCACUUGCCAUCGGCCGAUCAG
Phytophthora sojae is the source of this 3279-nucleotide messenger RNA. RefSeq lists its product as hypothetical. Lineage: Eukaryota; Oomycota; Peronosporomycetes; Peronosporales; Peronosporaceae. The record is from RefSeq and is a predicted model, not a curated record. Gene Ontology annotation, biological process: proteolysis. Gene Ontology annotation, molecular function: aspartic-type endopeptidase activity; nucleic acid binding; zinc ion binding. The annotation marks the transcript as partial. The transcript is spliced from 8 exons.